CGGGGCCGCACUUCCGUUCGCCCCUGUGGUGUCUGCUUUCGGCUUCCCGGGUUCUUGGUGGGCUCGAGAGGCCGGCGAGCUUGUGGUGGCCCUUGCGCCGGGGAAGCAGGGCCAUGGAGAAGCUGCGGCGGGUCCUGAGCGGCCAGGACGACGAGGAGCAGGGCCUGACCGCGCAGGUCCUGGAUGCCUCGUCCCUUAGUUUCAACACCAGGUUGAAGUGGUUUGCCAUAUGCUUCGUGUGCGGCAUUUUCUUCUCUAUCCUUGGAACUGGAUUGCUGUGGGUUCCUGGCGGCAUAAAACUUUUUGCAGUGUUUUAUACCCUUGGAAAUAUUGCUGCAUUAGCCAGUACAUGCUUUUUAAUGGGACCCAUGAAGCAACUGAAGAAAAUGUUUGAAACAACAAGAUUGCUUGCAACAGUUGUUAUGCUUUUGUGUUUCAUAUUUACCCUGUGUGCUGCUCUUUGGUGGCAUAAGAAGGCACUGGCCGUGUUAUUCUGUGUAUUGCAGUUCUUGUCAAUGACCUGGUAUAGUCUAUCAUACAUCCCAUAUGCAAGGGACGCAGUAAUUAAAUGCUGUUCUUCUCUCCUAAGUUGAAAAUCAGAAACUCUUCGAAAAAAGCAUUGGAAAGUUGAUGUUCUGUUUUUGGUGAAGUAUGCUUUUACUGAUACAAUAAUCACUCCAAGAAGAAGUGCUGUGACAGUUUUCAGACCAUUUUGUGCGCUAGUAAAGACUAUAUGCUUGAUUAAACUGUUAAAUGCUUGUAAUGGUAAAUUCAUUGUGUGUCAUUAAUGUGCUCUUCCAAAGAUAAGGAGACUUUAAUCACUGCCAAUUGUAAAUGAUUUUUCGCCAGUUUUUUAAUCUUUUCUAAACAGCAUUUGAGAUGUGAAUAUUUAAGGAUCAACCUGUUCUGCAAGAUUUAUUCAGCUUUUUUGUUUCUUAAAAUGUCUACAUUUUUAAAAUAUCUUUUUUUAAAAAAACUUUAAAUGUGAAAGUUUUUACUUUAAGCUCAAAGCUUUUUAUUAUAUGUAAUAAAAAUAAUAUAUAAAUCUUUACAAUUUUGAAAUAAACCCACACUUGGAAAAAUAACAUUUUCUGGA
Diceros bicornis minor is the source of this 1096-nucleotide messenger RNA. It is a transcript of the gene SFT2D1, whose product is annotated as SFT2 domain containing 1. Gene Ontology annotation, biological process: vesicle-mediated transport. NCBI's taxonomy places the organism in Eukaryota, Metazoa, Chordata, Mammalia, Perissodactyla, Rhinocerotidae. Gene Ontology annotation, cellular component: membrane. The record is from RefSeq and is a predicted model, not a curated record. The transcript is spliced from 8 exons. The coding region runs from base 114 to 593 and encodes 159 amino acids.